Bemisia tabaci is the source of this 6415-nucleotide messenger RNA. Its product is annotated as ATP-dependent dethiobiotin synthetase BioD-like. The record is from RefSeq and is a predicted model, not a curated record. Gene Ontology annotation, molecular function: magnesium ion binding; dethiobiotin synthase activity; ATP binding. Gene Ontology annotation, biological process: biotin biosynthetic process. NCBI's taxonomy places the organism in Eukaryota, Metazoa, Arthropoda, Insecta, Hemiptera, Aleyrodidae. Gene Ontology annotation, cellular component: cytosol.
AAGUCAAACCGAUGAUUUAAAUAUUCUUCGUGCCGAUGUAAUGCAGUCUUUUCAUUUUUAUUGUAUUCGUCUCAGUGAUGCAAAGUAUCACAAUGAGGUGAUGGAAACGGGAAAACGUUUGUUAAUCGAAAAUUGCUACCCUCCAUCUCUUAUUAACCAAGAGUUUCACAAGGUUUUAACAUCGAGUAAAAGGAAACAAACUGUGCCUCCCAAACAACGAAAUCUGGAUUUUGGGAAGUUAAUUUCUUUGCCAUAUGUACCAUUUUUAUCUGAAGUAUUUGCUGGGAUUUUAAAAUCUUAUGGUUUCUCUGUGGUUCAUAAGCUGUAUAAUAAUUUAAAUUUUCUUUUGUCUAAAUUAAAAUCUAAGCUUAAGGAUGAACAGGUACCGGGAGUAGUCUACCAUAUCAAGUGCCAGGACUGCGAAAUUGGGUACAUUGGUCAGACGAAGCGGGUACUUAAAAAGCGGCCGAAUUCUCAUCGAUACAAUAAAAAUGGAAAGACUGCAUUACAUCGGCACGAAGAAAAUUUAAAUCAUCGGUUUGACUUCGAAGGGGCUAGGAUUUUGGCCACUGAGAAGCACGAUUUUUUGCGGUGUCUCUUAGAAAUGGUCCACAUCCUCAAGAUGAGGGACCAAGUUUGUAAUGCCCGCGCUGACGUCGAUAAGCUUAGCUUUGCCUAUCAUCAGAGCUUUUUACCAAAGAGUGCUGAUUGAUAGGUGGUAUAAUCUUUGUAAGUCCUUUUCUUCAAUUGGAAUUAUGCAGUGCGGUGUUGCUUGCUGAACUAGUGUAUCGUAUUUUAAGGAUAUUAGAUGUAAAUAUAAAUUAUGUAUUGAUGUGGUCUGACAGCAACAUUUGCGCUAAGUUGGAUUAAAAAUGUUAACACAAAUACAGACGGAUUUAUAUCCUGUAGAGUUGAACUGAUGAGAAAAUACCUAUGUACUGACAACUGGGGUUACAUACCCUCAGCUGAGAACCCUGCUGAUCUUCUUACUAGAGGAUUCAAUGCUAAAAAACUGGGAGAAUCCCCUUUAUGGUGGUUUGGUCCUCCAUGCAUUAGAAGUGCUGAAGCUGUUUCCAAUGCUGCACCUAGGAUAUUCGUAGAGCCACAAAACGUUGAUAUUGUUUGUUUGAGUGCGGUUAAUUGUGAGCCAAUGUUUUUAUUUUUGAGAUAUUCAAGUUUUAAUAAGUUACUACGUGUAACCUCGUACUGUCUUAGAUUUAUUGAAAAUUUGAAGCAGAACUUACAAAGGAGUAAUAAAAGAACUGGGCACUUAACUUGUGAGGAGUUAAAUAAUGCUAAAUUAAGAUCGUGUAACCUAACAAAAUAGCUGUUAAUUUAUUGUAUAUUGUUGUAUUUAUAUGCUUCGCUACAAAAGCUGUUCAUUUGGAGAUAACAUUUAAUCUAACUACAUACUCAUUCCUAUUAGCACUUCAAAGAUUUGUAUCUAGACGCGGAAUUCCUCUAACAAUAUAUUCGGAUCAAGCAAAAACGUUUAUUGGUGCUAGAAAUAAUCUUAGGCAACCCCUGUUGUUUGAAAAUAACCUUCCAGCUGAAAUUUUAAAUUACUUGCAAGAGAAACAGGUUGAAUGGAAGUUCAUCCCUAGUUACUCUCCUAAUUUUGGUGGUUUAUGAGAGAGUUGUGUCAAAAGUUUUAAACAUCAUUUUUCCAAAACUGUAACAACAAACGUACUUCAUUUCGAAGAAUUCUCAACAAUCCUUAACAAAAUCGAAGCAAUCCUGAAUUCUAGACCUCUUUGGCCAAUGUCAAACGAUCCUUAUGACCUCUCUCCACUAACUCCUGGACACUUCUUGAUUGGUUCUGCAAUGACCAAUAUAUUAAAUACUAAAGCAGAAUAUCCAACUUCGCCGGUCACAAAUUGGAAGUUAAUUAAAAAAUUAUAUGAAAAAUUUUGGAAACGUUGGUCAAUGGAAUAUUUGCAUCAGCAGCAACAAAGAUGUAAAUGGGUAAAACAAACCAAUAUUAGGGUCAAUACAUUAGUGAUAUUAAAAGAUAAGUUCUUGCCUCCUCUGCUUUGGAGAAUGGGCAGAAUUAUAAAGCUUCACCCAGGUAAUGACAACAUACCUAGAGUAGCAUCAAUCAAGACCAGCUCUGGCACUUUGAUACGUAGCAUCUCUGAAAUUUGCCCUGUCCUUGACCCGGCAUAGCCCGCCCGGGGGUGGCACCCUGUACGAUUUUGUCUGUAUCAUGUAUAUAUCUCUUGUAUGUAUCUAUGGUUACGCACCACCACUUGUCCUUCUGAUCCUCUCUCACGUUCAUACACGCUUAUCUGUUCCCGAUAGAUUUGUCCUUAUUUCCUUUCCUUUCCCCCUUUUCCCUACACGGCCCAACCUGGAUUUCGCUAAAUGUUUCAUAAUUUCAAAGUACUAGUCCUAGGUAGACUUUAUGCCAAAUAUUUUACCGAACUGAGUCCGUGCGAAGGUGCAGCAGCGCCUCCAACCCUUAAUCCCGGCAUUGAAAAAUAAUUAUUUUUGUUGACUUUUUCAUCAGUUUUAUUCUUUUAGCAAGAGUUAUUUGCACGUAGAAUUCAAUUUAAACUAUAAACCGAGUACCUACGUGUUUGGAAAGAACGCAAAAAAAGGAAGAAAAAACAUUCAGUGAAAAUUUUCUCCACGUUGCCGAAUUUUCGAGGAAAAUCUUUCCCAAGAGCCCAAAAUGGCAAAAAUUUGAUAAAUCACGCCUAAGGUUCAAGAAAGUGGGGUAGGACUUUUAUAUUGACGUAUGUAACAGCUCUCACCCAUAUUUACAACAUAUCUAAAAAGUGUAGUUGUACCUGGAUUUUCACGAUGUGAAAAUUGACUGGGAUGUAGUGUUUAGCGGCCUUUUUUUACUUGAGAGUAGCUCUUUUGAAUAUUUUUUGACCUUAGACACCUUCCGUGGGAGUGCACCACGGGUAUUUCUCUGCGUGCAUUUCAUUUCUGGCCAUACAAAGAGCUUUCAGUGAAUUUUAAAAAGCCUAACGGUCCAUCGUUGCCAAUUUCAAGGGUUAUUUCAAGUUUACUUGUGAAACUUAAUUUAAUCUAAAAUCAGUGUACUUUUUCGGAAAGAACGUAAAAAAUACGUGCAUAAUGUGCUCCGUAACUUUUCCCUUUGUUGCAAAAUUUUUGAGAUGUCGAAAAUGUCACCAAACUAAAAAUUGAAGAAAAAAAGAGAUUUAGCGCUAAACGUUUGGCUUGGAGGUUUGAACUUGACUGAUCGUGUAACUAGAAGGGAUGAAAAAGAUUUUUGGCACUCAGUUGAAGCACUAGCGACCCUGGGGUUGCAGCAGUGCUAACGUAAAAUUACUAAAUCUCCAGAAAUUUCUGAAAGUAAAUUUUUCCUUUUAAAUAGAUAAGUGUUACAUAUUACAUAGUACACUAGUACAGUGCACAGAGGGCAGCACUUUUGCCUCCCACUUUGUGAAGGAGGUGGACUUCUAGUCAACCACUGAAUAUAGGUAUGCGAGUCUACGCUCUAGCAUCAUCGCUGGCUGAUAUCUUUCUUUUUCCCCAUUUCCACUUUUUCUAGUUUUGCAACAAUAAGAUAUUUUGUAGUGUGGAAAUAAAAAUUACAAACAUCAGUAAAUAGCCUAUAAUUAGCAACUCAAAAUCGCAUUUCAAACCUAAUGGAGAUAUUCAGGACUUGAAAAUUUUCAAACAGGCAAUAGAUACAGAAUUUUAAAACUUCCAUUUUCCCCCAAUCAUUCUACUUUCUGAGAAUAUCAAUCCUGCCAUACUUAGGUAUAGCUGCAGUCUCAUUUGAAUUCUUAUCACUGCCAGUCAGAUAAACUAAAUGGAAAGGUACUCAAUGUUGAGAUAAGGUCAUAAGAGCAUCAUUCACCCUCAUGUUGAUAACAGCAGAGAAACUUGUUCAGAGAUGAAACGGCUAGCACUCUGGGUUGCAUAGUUCAAGUUCCAUAAGACUACCUACCUCAAUUAUUUCUGUAACACACUCUUAACUUGAAACUGGAUCCGUACCUACCCAUGUCUUAGUCUUGCCAUUUUCAAUACACCAUGUGACUAACAUCAAAGAAAUAUAUAGUAGCUCGUAUUUUUUCGUUGAUUGAAAUGUAAAAAAAAAAUUAGAUUUUCUUGCUGCUGUGCAAUCAACUACAAAAAAAUUACAGACAAUCUCAGCCAAUGCGUAUUUUUGUGACAGGGACGGACACUGAUGUUGGUAAGACAACUAUCUGUAGCUGGCUUUGCCUUCAUUCUGGUUACGCAUACUUCAAGCCUAUUCAAACUGGAAGUGUGCAAGGAACGGACAGCAACCAAGUGAGUAAUUUGACAAACACGCUAAUAUACAAGGAAGCUUUCAUGUUCAAAGAACCGUUAUCACCUCAUGUAGCUGCAAAUCUAGAGAACAGUGAUAUAGACAUUGGUCAAAUUGACUUGCCAAAAGAGGAAAACAUAAUUAUAGAGGGUGCUGGAGGUAUCUUGGUACCAAUUAACAAAAGUACAUUAAUGGUGGAUUUAAUCAAAUUACUUGGAGUUGCAACAAUAUUGGUUGCAAGAAGUACACUUGGUACUAUCAAUCACACUCUACUGAGUUUAGAGGCCCUUAGAAGAAGGGAUAUCCCUAUCUUGGGAGUAAUUCUUAAUGGGCCAGAAAACAAAGAGAAUCUUCAGGCGAUAGAAUUUUACGGAGGAGUGAAAGUGCUGGCAACAGUGCCUCAGUUAAAGCAAGUUGAUAAAGAAGCAUUGUUGAAAGUGCCUUUGUCAAUUCACCUGCGAGAAAUGCUUGCAAUGAAUGAAGAUGAAUCUAGCAGAGCGAGAUAGAAAUAUCCUGUGGCACCCAUUUACUCAAGGAAAAACAGCUCCGAUACCAAUUGCUGUCAAGAGAGCUGAGGGGUCAUAUAUUUAUGAUGUGGAUGAUGGGGCAUACUUGGAUUUAAUUUCUAGCUGCACGGUCAUGCUCAUCCUUAAAUAGCAGGAGCAAUUUAUGAACAAAGUCUGCGUUUAGAACAUGUAAUAUUCGCAGGAUUCACACCCAGGAUGAGCCAGCAGUGACGCUUUGUGAAAAAUUGAAAGCAUUGCUCCCACAAAAAUUGAGUAAAUUUUUCUUCUCUGAUAACGGUUCUACAGCUGUUGAAGUUGCAUUGAAAAUUUCCCAUCAGUACUGGUGGAAUAAAGGUGAAAGAGAUAAAACUGUUUUCCUCAGUUUUGAAGGAGCAUAUCAUGGAGACACAUUUGGAGCAAUGAGUGUAGGAGUCACGUCUGGAUUUCAUGAUCUGUUCUCCAGAUUAUUCUUUUCUGUUCUUACGAUACCUUUUCCGGAAACUUGGAUUGGUGAUGAUCAAGUGGAAAAUAAAGAAAUACAUGCACUUCGGAUUUUAGAGCGUCACUUGCAAGCUGAUGCUCAUAAAAUUGCUGCACUAAUUUUGGAGCCAUUGGUUCAAGGGGCAAGUGGUAUGAGGAUGUGUCGUCCAGAAUUUGUUUCCAGAGCUGUUAAUCUCACGCGCCAGUAUGGCAUUUUGAUUAUAUUCGAUGAAAUCAAGUCAGGAUUCGGUCGUACAGGAUCUUGUUUUGCUUUGGAGCAGGUGAACUUUGUUCCUGAUUUUCUUUGUAUAUCCAAAGGAUUGACGGGAGGAUUCUUACCAUUAGCAGUUACCGCCACUACUGACCGGAUCUAUGAUGCAUUUCUAAGUGAACACUUUACUAAAGCGUUUGCUCAUGGCCACUCCUAUACUGCUAAUCCUCUAGGCUGUGCUGCAGGGAUUGCAUCUCUGGAGUUGUUGACGCAACCUGGCAUAAUGGCUAAGUUAAACAGAAUUCACAUGACUCAUAAAACAGAGCUGGAAAAACUCUCCAUAGCUUUUAUUGAUAUUCAUCAUAUACGAGUCACUGGAACGAUUGCUGCCUUUGAUACUCCCUAUGCUCAGGUACUCAAGCCAAAAUUUUUAGAGAAAGGACUUUUACUCAGACCUUUGGGAAAUACGAUUUACUUUCUUCCGCCAUACCGUAUCAGUGACUUAGAACUUGAAGAAGCUUACAAAACUAUAGGUAGCAGAAAUUAUCAAAUCUUUAUGAGGUACCUUCAGUCAAGGAUGUGAAUUGAAAUAUGAUUAAUCUGGAAUGGGAAUAUUUACUUACUUCCUUGACUCUAGCCUGGAACCUAGAAGUAACCCUGAACUUUUUUAGUUCCAUUAAUUUUCGUGAGUAACUGUGUACAUGCGUGGGUGUAAGUUGAAUGAAUGUUCACUUUACUGGUUGCACUUAUAAUUCUUUAUUGUACUUUUUAAGUGCUAAAAGCAUAUUUUAAAUUUUCAACGAGUCACAAAGCUAUAGAUACAGAGUGAAAAUUAACAUACAUUUUUAAUAUUAUGUACUUGUUAAUUGACUCAUUCUUAUUGCUGAGACGAUGGUGGAUGUAUUUUAUUCAUCAAAUACAGAAAAUAAAUUUCUUUAAGAUACGGAA